GAAGUAUGUGUCAAUUUAUAACUUAUGUCAAUCAAGAUCUUUAAUCUUUCUUAAUUUAGGAAAUGUGCUUGUUGUUGGAAAGUCAUGAGAUAGCAGCAAAUAGCCCAAAGACAUUUUGUAUUUUGCUGCCAUCUGAUGCUUGUGGAAUGUUACUCAAAUGUGUUGCAAAUAUUGAUGUAGUCUUGCCUUUGUCUAACAGUCUUUGCAUUCAAAAACAGUCUGAAACAAUUCAAACACAAAUCGAUGCGUUACUUAUUGAGCUGCCAAGAACGUCUUCACUGAACCCUUUGGCACUCAAAUCUGGUAUAUCUGACAAAUUGCUGGAGGCAUUCAAGCCUAGUGAGACAAAGAAAAACCCAAAGGCUGUCAAAAGACAGAUUUGUGAUUCUGACUACAGACCAAACACUAAAGAGCUUGCUCGAUCUGGAAGAUCUGAAAACGUAAAGAGUUUGUCUCAGAAAAAAGCAAAAUGUCCUUACAGACCUGCAUUUACUAAAGGAAGUAUCAUGGAGCGAGGACUGCGCGAAUUUCCCGAUGACUUUAGAGCCAACAAUGAAUAUAAUUGA
Rhopilema esculentum is the source of this 566-nucleotide messenger RNA. RefSeq lists its product as uncharacterized. Lineage: Eukaryota; Metazoa; Cnidaria; Scyphozoa; Rhizostomeae; Rhizostomatidae. The record is from RefSeq and is a predicted model, not a curated record.